UUGUGAUUAGAUAGAUAGAUAGAUAGAUAACAGUCUAUUAAUACUCUAAUGAGAGUUAAUUGACAUGUACUUGCAAAGUUACUUAUAGAUAGUAGAAUAUCUAGAGUGGACCAUCGAAAUAAGGUGUAACCCAAGGAUCUUAUAUUGGCUAUGUGUAUUAUCAUCUACAUUAUGUGUCACAUUAACAAGUUUAACAGGCAUUGUGGUGCAACCAGUGUUCAUUUGGUUCUUCCAUAUGGAAGCUUAUGAGCAUGUCUGGUCUAGUUUUUAUUAUCCACAUCCUGUUUUUUUAUGCACACUGUAUUUUAUAGUGUUUCUGUAAUACUUUUCCCCAUCUAUUUUAUAAUUAAUAGUGUUUAAGUGCCUGUCCAGGAGCCACAAAUAUCAGCUGAAUGAAUUUGAAGUUGGCAAUUUUUAUGCACAUUUGACAGUUUAACCUUCCUUUUAGGAAACUCUUCCUACUUUACAUGCAAAAAGGGGGGAGAGAGAGAGAGAGAACAUCAAUGAAACAAGUUUUUUAUUGGCCCCUGAGCAUAUUUAAUUUUCCUUCCUUUUAAUUUGUUUUUCAAAACACUCCAAGCAGUGAAGAUCAAACAUCAGAGGAAGCUUAAAUGACCUCCACUAAUCAAUGAACUCAGAACAGUGGCUGAGAAAUGAGAUUCAGGCUAUUACGGAACGGUUUUUGGUUCUCAGGGUAAAGUAAUGUUUAUGCCUCAAUUUUAGUUCAAAUAGAGUGUCAGUAGUUCAAGCCUAAGAUUACCAGUUUGUAUCUUGAUAAAAAUAUUUUUCCAUAAAAAUUUGAAAUCCUAUACGAUGAACUUGGACUGCUCAAAACACAGUUAGGUAUAACUUUAUGUAUAGAUUUGUUUACUGAGUAUUGAACUUUUAUAUACAGCACAAAUUCUUUGGAGGUCAGAUGUUUAUUUGACCACGUCAUCUUCAAAAUCCUACUAUUACUAGGCACUUUGUGAGCUGCUGGGGUUUAAAAAUGAGAAGGAAUUAUGUGACAUCCUAUUGGAUUCUGUCAAAAAAGCUGAAGUCUGUACUUUUCUUUUCUUGGCCAUUCUUGCAGUUGUUACCUAUUUCUAUUUUAUCUGAUCUUUAGAAAUUACUUUCAUUGGUGUUGGCUAAUAUAUUCAGGAUGUUUCAGUCAUAAAUAAUAUUUUUGACUUGAAUAAAAGCAGUUAAUUUAGAUGCUAUCACAUGAAGCACCUUUUUCGCUUAUCUAAGAAAACAUGUUUUACAAAGCUGAAUGCACCAGAAGGCUCAUCAUAUUUAUUAUAAGGAAAGUUUAAAAUGAUAUAAAGAAGCUGUGUUUCUCUGCUUGUGUAUGUAUUUUACUGUCCUCUCUAAAUGAGUAGGGUAGGAUAUGAAGGUGAUUUAGUCUAUAAUUAACUGUUAAUUUCUGCACAUCUUGUUAUUAUGCACUCUAGAGAAUGAUGUGCUACACACAUUACUUUCCAGAGUAAUCCAUUUACAAAACAGCUUGUUUAUAUUCAGGUCCAGAGAUCAUCCCAGCGAGGACCUGUGAAGCUCGGCCACAGCAGUUGUGCAUCUCCUUCGGCACAAAGAGAGAAGCAUUCUGCAUAUAUGCACUGUCACUGAAGAUGAGCCAUGCAGAACUUGGAAAUGGGAAUGAGGAGUCUUUUCAGCCAACAGAAUAUUAUGAGAGAUGGCAGAUGAUGAACUUCUUCUGAGCUUCCAAUGGAACUACAAAGGAAGAGAAGAAUAGUUCGGGCUGCAGGUCCCCUGGAUGGAGGCUAUGGCUGGUUCAUUGUGCUUUCCACCUUCCUUGUCUUUGGAUUGACAUUCGGUGUAAUCAAGUCCUUUGGUGUGUUCUUCGUAGAAAUACAACACUACUUUGCAACCACAGCAACAGCAAGCUCAUGGAUCACAUCCAUCUCUGUGGCAACAGUACAUUUUGGGGCCCCCGUAGGCUCUGCAUUGAGCGCGUGCUUCGGCCAUCGGCCAGUGGUCAUGGUAGGGGGUCUGCUGAGCAGCAUUGGGAUGGUGGCCGGGUCAUAUGCCCAGGAUCUGCUACAGCUGUACAUCACUGUGGGGUUCCUUACAGGAUUUGGCUACGCCCUGACCUGGACCCCUACUGUCACCAUGCUGGGCUGGUACUUUGAAAAGCGACGGCCAGUGGCCAACGCUCUGGCUAGCACAGGAGAGUGCCUCCUCACCUUUGUCCUGACCCCAUCCUUCCAGUUCAUGGUGGAUCAGUAUUCCUGGAGGGGAGCGAUGCUGAUCCUGGGAGCUCUGCAGCUCAACUUGUGUCUGUGCGGAGCUCUUCUGAGACCACUCAACAGACAUGUUCCUUCUAAAGAACAGCUAGAGGAGAAAGAUCAUGAGCUGGAACUGUUAUCUCAAUCUCACACAGACUCACACAGAAGUUCAAAAAACGGGUCAGACUCGAAAAAAUCAGAUCCACUGAAGGUGAAAAUCAUAAGUUACGUGGACUACACGCUUAUCGCCAACGCUCGCUUCAUGGUCUACUCAAUGUUUGGUGUCUUUGCUGCUCUUGGCUUCUUCGCUCCAUCUCUCUUUUUGGUACCGUACGCCCGCAGUCAAGGAGUGGAGGAGUACCAGGCAGCCGCUCUCAUGUCCAUCUCUGCGGUGCUGGAUCUGUUUGGCCGGGUGCUCUUCGGGUGGGUGGCAAAUCUGCGGCUGGUAAAGACAGUCCAUCAGCUGAUUGUAACAGUGAUUUUGUUGGGCAUUGUUCUGUUGCUCUGCCCACUAGCGACCACAUUCACCCAGCUGGCGCUGUUCAGUGCGGGUUACGGACUGGUGUUCGGCGCGACCGUGGCCAUUCACAUCACGGUACUCGCGGAAGUGGUCGGGGUGGAGAGGCUCGGCAGCGCUCUGGGUUUCUUCAUGCUCAUCCGCAGCAGUGGUGGCCUUCUUGGACCACCUUUGGCAGGAAUCUUCAUAGACAGAAUGAAUGACUACGGUGCUGGUUUCCUGAUGGCGGGCGUGGCUCUUCUCGUCUCCGCCUUGUUUUUGCUUGUGUUACAUCAGAUGAACAAAAAAGAGAUGGAAAAGGGAAAAGAUAUCCACUUGGAGAACGGGAAAGGUUGCAAGGGUCUGAAAAACAGGAAUUCCAGUUUUGGAAGAAGUUAGUAGCCUAAGAGGAGGCUUUACCGUAAUGUGCAUUUAGUGUCAUACAGCUGACAUAUAUUUAUGUCACGUUACUGUGGAAAAAUAUGAUGCAUUCAUGUUUCACCGCACAUGUGGCCAUUAAGCAGAGAUUAUUAUUAGAGAUGAUUGUCAUAAGUGAUGGGUGUAAACUGAUAACAUGGACAUGCAUUGUCUGUAGGACACGCUGAGUGAACAGACCUUUCUCACCUAAAUGAAACUUUCUGGGAAGUCUUCUAAUGUAGUCCUAUAAUGAUGCCAUUGUAAGCGAUAUUUCAUCAGAUCUAUUGCUCCAGUAAGUGUGGAAAAUGGACAGUGCCUUAAUGGACUAAUGGAAGCUGACUCAUGGUUUAGCUACAGCCAAAGAUGAUCACUUGCAGUCAAGAACAAUAUCUGGAAUUUCUUGUGUAUAACAGUAUGAAGAAUCUAUUUUGGCCUGUUUGCCUAAAAUCACACAAAUUAAAAUUUGCAUUUGAAACAUGGAUUUUAUCUAAAGUUGCCUCCACAGGUCUGGAUGUCAAAUACAUUCCGCAGUUUCAGAAAACAUUCUCAUUGAUCGCCCUCUAAUGGUGAGAAAAGGGAAAUUCAGGAUGGAUGGUUACAGUGAAACUGUAUGUUUUCCUCAUUAUAACAUUAUAACUUUCCUCAAAAUAACUGAGGGUAUGUUUAAUAUAGCAUAAAGUAUAUUAAAGUGCAUUUUAUUUUGCAAAAGCAUCUUUAAAAUCCCUUAAUCUUGAAUCUAUAUAGGGGAUAGAUAUGUUUCUGAAGGCAUUGAUUAAAAACACAGGCACAUCCCACUUAAGAAAACCACAUGAUAGACGGCACUGUCUAGAUCUUUCCUGGUUAUACAGUGUGAUGAAAUGGUAACCGUUCAAAGCUAAGCCUUCUUUACAAGAUAUCAAAGCAUUUUUUCUCUUCACAAUAAUCUAUUCCCAGCAUCUGCACUUUGAUGUGUUUUAUACAUGCUGGUCUGUGUGCAUCACAGAUUAGUGGCUUUCCAAAUUGGAAAAAAUAAAAAUAAAUAAAUAACAGAAAUAAAUUUCAGUAUGCUUGUUACCUUGAAUCUGAGAAAGCAAACAUCAUGCUAGACAAAAUGAGCCUUCAGUGGCAUACAAAUGAAAACAUUUUAGUCACUUUUGGCUAAUAUUAUUUUGUUAACUUUUAUUUUCCCUCGUUUUAACACACGAGUACUGACAGUAAACACAAUGCACUCAAAGAAAGAGGUGACCUGACAUUAGAACUGACAUGUGAAAUCAAAGUUUGUCCAAAAGUGACUAUUGAAUAUACUAUGUCUAUUGACUAAUAGAUCUCAAAUGAACUGUUCAUGCUGGGUCAGACACAUACAGGUGCUGAUAAGAUGAAAGGUAUAUCUAGCACUACAGAUCUGCACUUAUAUUGGUUUAGUUUUAAUAAUGAGAGUAUAAGCUGUGUAUUCUGAUAUUCACAAAAUAAGUUAAUCAUUUUAUCAUAUUUGUCAUAUUGAGUGAAUUUUAAUGAGCUUUUAUUUUUAUAUUUUCAGUUUUAGUACUAACAUUUAAGACAAGUCUAAUUUUCGUUAAGUUUGGUAUGUUUUUCAUGUAAUUAUUUUAUUUUAUUUUGGCUUUAUUUCAAAUACCUAACAACGAUUUUUAAAAGUUUUAGUUUUCGUUAACAAAUAACAACACUGCUCUUAUCAUUUUACUGUAAAUUCACUGUGGAUUUAUUAUUUCAAGCAGAAAUAGCUGUUAUACCAUAUAUAGUUUUUGACACUUGAUCCCAUCAUCCCAUUCCCAAAGAGAAGAAGAAAUAAUGCUGUAAUGAGAGAAUAUAGGACUCUUGCUGUUUUCCUGUGACCUGAGCCAUCCUUUUUUUCAAACACGGUUGAGGCGAUGAGUCCUUUGAAGUCUGUAAUUGAAAACAGUUGAUGGAGUAAAGUGGAAUAACGGAUCCCAGAUCCGUUUCUCCAGCCAUAUAUCCCUCCUCUCAUAAACCCGGGCCUCUUCACUUUGACCUUCGUGUAGUCUGGGUUAUGCAGUAAGCCCAAAAACAGCCGUUCAGAAUGAUACAUGUGUGACCUUGUGCUUGAUGGCAACGUUCAAUGAACUAGACUGAAUCUUAUAUUACAGACAAAAGGGAAAUUCCUAAGAAAUUAGACAGAAAUGACAACAAAGUGGAAAUCUGUCUCUCUUUAAACAGAAAAUGCAAAGUGGCAGAACACCUGAUUAAGGUGACCAGCUCUUUGAAAAGCAAGAGGCAAAGACUACAGACUGGAAAUUGCGAGUUUAGUUCUGCUUGUUGAAUUAAAAUGAGCUAAAGUAACACAAACUUAAUUUCAUUGUGUUCAAUCCACCUAAUAUAUUUAAAGCUGAAGUUUACUUAAGUCAUUUGUGUUACA
This is a messenger RNA of Megalobrama amblycephala (Wuchang bream), 5509 nucleotides long. RefSeq lists its product as uncharacterized. The record is from RefSeq and is a predicted model, not a curated record. Bases 1705 to 3120 code for a protein of 471 amino acids. Gene Ontology annotation, molecular function: monocarboxylic acid transmembrane transporter activity. Gene Ontology annotation, biological process: transmembrane transport; monocarboxylic acid transport. NCBI's taxonomy places the organism in Eukaryota, Metazoa, Chordata, Actinopteri, Cypriniformes, Xenocyprididae. The transcript has 6 exons.